Molecule: messenger RNA, 7280 nt
Organism: Oncorhynchus tshawytscha (Chinook salmon)
Lineage: Eukaryota; Metazoa; Chordata; Actinopteri; Salmoniformes; Salmonidae
Product: girdin
Exons: 29
Coding region: 650-6226 (1858 amino acids)
Biological process (GO): cytoskeleton-dependent intracellular transport; cytoplasmic microtubule organization
Cellular component (GO): cytoplasm; centrosome
Molecular function (GO): microtubule binding; dynein light intermediate chain binding
Source: RefSeq, a predicted model, not a curated record
GUGUAGCUACUUUCCCGGCACUGCGUCACUCGUAGGUUGAGUGUCCCGCAACAGAACGUCAAAUUGUAGGUGGUGGAUACUGAUACGCGCGUGCAUGUGUUUUUGUACGGGAAAGAGAGUGAGGAGUGGAGAGAAAGAGGGAGGUAACGUUAGGUAUGUGCCACCUGACUGCCUGCAGAUGUCUUUGCAGCAGCAGGGAAUGGACCUGACAAGGGAUGUAGGUGACAGAAUACAUUUGCGGGGGAAAUGCCAAUGGAAUUUUUUUGAACAAUGCGUGUCCACGGCUACAUAUCGACAUCUUUUCAAAACAAAUGAUGUAGCAUGUUAGUUUGUUAGCGACAAAAGUGCGUACGGGGCUUAUUAUGCAGUCUCACUGCGGCUGCAGCAGGGAGCUACUUGAAUUCUCAAAUAGUUUUACUAAAGCGACGGGAUCUUUGCCGACCACAAGAAAUGCUGCAGGCUUUCCCACAAUGACAGUGGCUGUGUCCUGCGUUUCAUUCACCUCUAGGGAUAGGACGAAUGUUUGAAUAAAGAGUGUUCUCUGUUUAUCAAGCAAACGAUCUCUCUUUUGACGCCUACAGAAGUCAUCAUCAAAUCCAAUAUGUUUUGCUGAUAAAGGAUCGAUCAAUCAUCAAGGACAUCGAUCAAGAUGGAAAGCGAGGUUUUUCUUCCCCAUCUGGAGCAAUUUAUGCUCAGCCCGCUUGUCAUUUGGGUGAAGACAUUUGGGCAAAACGAUGGGAACAUGACAUUGGAUUAUUCCGAGUUACUGGAUGGGGUCGUUUUGAACAAGAUCAUGUUUCAAAUAAAUCCCAAAGCGACUCUUCCGAGCGUCAACAAAGUGAACGACGACCCCAGUCAGAGGAUUCUGAACCUGACCGCUCUCAUCCGUCAAAUCAAAACCUAUUACCUAGAGACUCUGAGGCAGCUGAUCAUGAUGCCCUUACCCAGCGUGUUGCUGCUUGGCAGGACUCCUCACUGUGAGCAAAGUUUGGAGGAAAUGAAGAAAUUACUUCUUCUCUUAUUGGGCUGUGCUGUCCAGUGUGAGAAGAAAGAGGAGUACGUCGAACGCAUCCAGACUCUCGACUUUGACACGAAAGCAGCAAUAGCUGCUCAUAUCCAAGAGGUUACCCACAGUCAGGACAGUGUACUGGACCUCCAUUGGCUGGAGGCCAGCGAGCUCUGUGCUGAGGACCUAGAGACCCUGUUCAGGCGCCUGGUGGACCAGAGAGACACACAGCUGGAGACUAUUUUAGAGCUAAUGCAGGAGAGAGAGUCCACCCCGUCACCUUCUCCGCCCAGCACCCAGUCCCCCAGUGACUGUCCCAGCAUGCAACAGCUGGCGGCCUCCCACCAGCACCUGUCUGUGGAGCUGGCCGACUCCAAGGCCAAGGUCAGACGGCUGCGCCAGGAGCUAGAGGAGAAGAGUGAGCAGGUACUGGACUGUAGACAGGAGCUGGAGAACAUGGAGGCUGAGUUCAAGAGGAUUCAACAGGAGAACUCUGUGUUGCUAGCGGAGGCCCGGUCAGCCCGUACGUACCGUGACGAGCUGGAUGCCCUGAGAGAGAGGGCCAUCAGGGCUGACAAGCUGGAGAGCGAGGUGGGACGAUACCGCGAGAAGCUGCACAACAUGGAGUUCUACAAGGCCAAAGUGGAGGAGCUGAAGGAGGAUAACUCUGUGUUGUUGGAGACCAAGGCUGUACUGCAGCAGCAGCUGGAGGGGUGGAGGGCCCGCUCUGAUAAACUACACCAGCUAGAGAAACACAGUCUGCUGCUCAACGCCAGGGUCCACGUCCUGGAACAGGAGAAGGAGGUGGACAGGAGGCGCAUGGAGGAGCUGCAGGAGGAGAACCUGGCCCUGGAGCUGGCCCAGAGGAGGAGCAUGGAGGAGUCACAGCACCUGGGAUGGGAGCUGGAGCAGCUGUCCAGGAGCCCCGACAACUCACAGGGUCAGAAGUCUCUGGGUGAGGAGGUGGUUGAGGGGACCAGGAGUCGUCUGCUGCGGCUGGAGAGAGAGAACCAAAGCCUGCUCAGGACCAUAGAGGAACUGAGAGCUGCUGACCUCAGCCUGGGACCGCAGCACAACCAUAACCAUGAGCACAUGCGGAGGGACGGCCAGCGACCCACGAACACGGCUGAGGUGGUUAGAGAGUACCUUGGCAGUUUAGACAACACCUCCUGGGAGCAGUCUGAAUUGGUCAUCAAAGAGGAUUGUGACAUUGACAUAGACACAUCACAUCACAGGGACCCAAAGUGCAACGGAGUGUCGGUUGACCUAGAAGGAGAGAUUGACCGACUGGAGCGAGAGAGCGAGACCCUCAAGGAGAAGAUGGACCUUCAGAAGCAAGAGAAAGGCCAACUCGAAGACAGAGAGUCUUGCGAUCUGAGUGACCCCAUGGCUGACCUGGAAGCAGAAGCUAAAGACAACACCCGCAAUCUCCUUCAACCAGGCGCUUCAGUGUCUCUGACUCGUGAUACCUCACCCUGCUCUAAGAACAAGAGUCCACGUCGGGAGAACAGUAGCACGGAGCUGCAGACAAGGGCUUUCUCUUCAUCCAUGAAGCACACAGAGCGUCUGGAAGCGAAGUGUAGAGCCCUGGACACAGAGAACCAGCGGCUUCAGGCUGCCCUGGACAACACAGGCCGGAAGCUCCAUCGGCUGGAGGCCGAGGUCCACGAGCUGGAGGCUGAGAACCAGAUCCUGCAGGCUGGGCUGGAGGAGCUGAGGAUCUCCUCGCGGCGCAUGGAGCAGCUAGGUCAGGAGAAGCAGACCCUGGAGCAGGAGGCUUCUUGCCUGGAGAGAGACAAGAGGAGGCUGGAGAAGGAGAACCGCAGGCUGAGGCAACAGGCAGAGAUCCAGGACUCUACCCUGGAUGGGAGCAACCUGAGGGUGGCUAAUCUGGAGAGAGAGAACAGGGGGAUGGGGAAGGAGGUGGAGAGGCUGAAGGAGGUGGAGGAGAGGGUCAAGGGGCUGGAGAGGGAUAACAGAGAGCUGGCCAAGCAGGGAGCGAUCAACCAGAGGGCCCUGGUCACCCUGAGAGAGGAGUUGGUGAGUGACAAGCUGAAGACCCAGCAGAGGGAGAAUGAGCUGGAGAGGCUGGCCCACGAGCUGGAGAUGAGAGUCCUCAACCAGGACACGUCACCACAGAGUGACGAGGAAACUCCAGACAACAGGUUCAAGAUGUUGGAGUCUGAGCUGGAGUCGUCUCUGAAGAGGUCCCUGCAGAUCAAAGAAGACAAGAUGGCUGCCGUUGAGGCUCGUCUGCAGGAGUCCUCCACCCUCAACCAGCAGCUACGUCAAGAGCUCAAGACUGUACGUCUGAACUACGAAGCCCUACUGCAGAGGGAGGAGGAGGAGCAUGCGGCCCGUAGCCCCACCCCUCAGAGGGAGAGUGACAGGGCGGUAAGCGAAUGGCAGUGGGAGAGCCAGGAGGCCACCAGGGAGCUGCUGAGGGUCAAGGACCGCCUCAUCGAGGUGGAGAGGAACAAUGCCACACUGCAGGCAGAGCGUCAGGCACUGCAGGUCCAGCUCAGACAGCUGGAGACCCAGUCAGACGGCCUGCAGGCUCAGAUCCUGGCCCUGCAGAGACAGACCGCCUCCCUGCAGGAGAACAACACGGCUCUCCAGACACACAACGCUAACCUGCAGGUGGAGAAGUCCACUCUGAACUCCCAGAGUGCAUCACUCCUGGCCCAGAACGCUCAGCUCCAAUGCCAACAAUCCAGCACCGAGGGUGAUAAGGAGGUGGCCAUGCGUGAGCGCGAGGAGCUGCGCGGCGUGCACGACCAGCUCCUGAGGGACCACGAGAGGCUGGCGGCGCUGCACGAGAGACAAGCCAUGGACUACGAGGCCCUGAUGGGGAAACACGGUUGUCUGAAGAACGCCCACCGCACUCUGGAGCUGGAGCAUAGAACGCUGGAGGACAGGUACAAAACCCUGCUGCAGCAGAAGGCCAAACUAGCGGGUCUGGAGAAGGCUCUGAGAGAGGAGCAGGACAAGAUGUCUGUGGAGAAGGAGCAGCACAGGACCACCGCCUCAGAGUGUCGACAGCUCCGGGAUGAGAAGGACUGGCUGAACCAGACGUACCGUCAGCUGUUGAAGGAUCAGGAGGAGCUCCAGGCGGAGCAUAAGAACAUGAAGACCCUGCUGAACAGCACCAAGCUGGAGCAGACCAAGCUCGAGUCCGACUUCAACAAGCUCAGAGAGCAGUACCAACAGCUAGACAUCACCAGCACCAAGCUUACCAACCAGUGUGAGCUGCUGAGUCAGUUGAAGGGGAACCUGGAGGAGGAGAACCGGCACCUGCUGGACCAGAUCCAGACCCUGAUGCUGCAGAACCGCACCCUGCUAGAACAGACCAUGGAGAGCAAGGACCUGUUCCACGUAGAACAGAGACAGCACAUAGACAAGCUGAAUGAGCUGAGGAGACAGAAGGAGAAGUUGGAGGAGAAGAUCAUGGACCAGUACAAGUUCUAUGACCCCUCACCCCCACGGAGGCGUGGGAACUGGAUCGCCCUGAAGAUGAGGAAGCUGAUGAAGCCGAGGAGCCGCGAGCGUUGUGGCCCCGCCUCCUCUUCUGACCACCAUCGCUCCCUCACCCCAACACGCUCCGGCUCCUUCGAGGCCCUCCCGCCCACCUCGCCCUCUGCUUCCUGUUGCCAGGACAACGGCUCCUUCGUGGGUUCGGACGGCUCGGGUGGGUCCACCACUUCCCCCCGGAGGAGCAGCACCCCAGCCCUGAAUGACCUGGACAAACUGAAUGACUUGGUGUACCCCUCAACCCUGUCUCAGGACCCUGAGCAGCUAGAGGGGUCAGGGGUCACAAAUGACAGAUCCAGGAAGGAGUCUAUGACCUCAUCCAUGAGCGACUCCAUCUUGUCCAUCAUCAACCAUCAACACCAGCCCACCACCACUCCUUUGUUUUAUCCCACCACCACUGCUGCUGCCGCUGUCACUGAUGGCAAUGAGCGAUGUUUGACAGACAAGGAUUGUAAUGACAGUGCUGUGGCGGCUGACUUUGACGACGGGGACGAACUACAAAACCGCGGUCUGAAUGGCGUGCCGAGCCGUGCCCAAAGCCAGAGCAGUGGAGAGUUCAGCCUCAGCCUAGACAACGAACCCUGGUCCAACGGCAGUAGCCCAGUCCAGCCGCCUCCGUCAUCCCGCCGCUCCUCUUCCUCCUGCCUUCCUCCUAGCGAUACCUCCACCCCCCGACACACACGGCAGAACCCCUCGCCGACCACACACACACAGCAGCGAUCCACUUCCUUAACACACACCAGCAGCAACAAACACAGAGAGAGGGUAGGAGUUAAGAACUCCUCACCUAUUGCCAUAGCAAACACCCAGGGUUCAGUUCCCUGUAGGGGGAGGGAGGUGGGUAGCACCCAGGACCCCUGGCCCAGAAGGAGUGUCCUCAGGAGGUGCGCCAGCGGCAGCAGAGCCCCCCAGCGCCCUUCCGAUGGGAAUGUCCCCAAAACAGCCGUACUACGUCGAUCUGGAUUAGGUCUGAACAAAGCUCCGGAGACCACCACCACCCGAGCCUCAGCCAUGUCCCCGACCACGGUGCUCUACGUCCAGGGUGAAUCUUCCUCGGUGUCUGGGUGUCUCAACUGUUUCUCCACCCCGUUGGGGAAGGAGGUGCGUCUGAGAGGGCCAUGGUCUCCUGCCUCUCUACCCCGGGCCAGUAGCGUCAUCUCAACAGCCGAGGGUUCCUCGCGACGAUCCAGUGUCAACAGUGACUCUAGGGUGAUGGCGAAGGUAGAUCCCUUACCUAUCAUGGAAUCUGAUGGGAGCCCGAAUCAGGAGACGGACACGGUUAAUCAGAAUCAGAACAAGCAGAACAAUCUAGAAGAACCAGACACUGAUAAUCAACCACCACCACCGAGCAAACCCCCCAGAGACCCAGCGGUAGCCACCGAUCGACCCAAAUCCACCUGCCAGGAAUCCCUCUUCGGUGGCACCCCGUUCAACCUAGACUCUGUCUUCUCAGACACUAUCUUUAGCGAGUCGGUAGUCACCACCACUACUAGUAACAACAGCAAUAAUAACGAUAAGAACCAGACCUUCCUCUGUCUGAACCCAGAUCUGGAGCGUAACAUCAGUUUCCCGCCCCUGGGGCAGGGGUCCACUAACGGCACAGCACUGGGACACAUGGACAAUGUACAGAGCCAAAAUGGAGGACAUGAAGACUGUGAGAGUAAUACUGUGGAAAUCACUCCGUGCUGAUUGCUGAUGACAAGCAGUUUGUAGUUGCAUGUAUACGGUCCUGUAUUGAGUUCUGCAAUAGAAACAGGGAGUUGUGAAUGUCAGUACCCACAUAGUACCAACCAUUACCAACGUAGUACCAACCAUUACCAAUGUAGUACCAACAUUGUUUAAAAGAGAUGCAAACAUAAUGAUUUCCUAUUGUGUUGAUGCAAUAACUGUUCUUCUCCUUAUAGGUGCUUUUGAAGUAGUGAUGUUUUGCUUUUAGGCACUUUUCACAAGUCAUUAUAACUCUGUGUUAUACAGUAUUAUAAGAUCUCUGUUUUUGGGCUGAGAUUAUAGACUGUAUAUAAUGAUAAGAUGAACUGAAAACAUACCAAGACACAUUCACAUACUAUACUUGUUUCUCUAAUGUACAGAUGUUUUAUAUUUAGUCCAAAUGAAGAUGUAAAUAGAAUGUACUUUUAGGGAAUAAGUUAUUUGUUUUCAAAAAAGCACAUUGACAAUCUUCCUUUGUUGUUUGACAAAAGUUUUCAGUAUUCUGUUUUUAUUAGUAUUUAUAGGCCUGUGUUGAUAUUUGUGUUAAUAGGCCGUGUCAAUCUACAAAUGCUUAAACUCCCUAUUCAUAUGUACUUUUUGUUGUCCUAUACAGUAGAUCUAGUUAUACACAUAAAUCCUUCAACCAAAAAGCCAUAGCUCUCUGUCCAGAGUGUUGAUAUCACAUACAGACUAGUAGACAACAUGUACAUUACAUUACCAUGUCAGUUCAGAACGUUGGACAUUACAGUGAACUUAUAACAACAAACACAAUCAGUAAUCAUCUGAUUAGGAAAAACGCACCAAUAUGGUUCUUCGGUCGUGUGUCAUGUCACAUAUCAUAUCAUGUGUCGUGUCAUGUGGGGACUGAGUUUUUGUUUGGUUUGUUUAUUUGUUUGCUUUUCAUUGUCUCUGCUUCAUUGUCUCUGCUAAAAUCAGAUACUGAGAUUGUCCUCAGUGAAGAUGGAUCCUUGUAAAUGUAAAUGUGUGCAGGGACUUCAGGAGCCACCGUUGAAUAAAGCCCUUUUCAUUCCUUUAA